AUGUCGCCAACAACAACCCAAGACGAUCUUUCGGUGGGCGACGUGUUCAGCCCCCAGGCUGACAUACCCCACUCGAGAGUGGAAGAUGACUUCAACACUACCGCGACCCAACCGACCGGCUUUCGGAUGAGUUCUCGCAGCCCGGAUCGCAAACCCGGGCCGGCAAUCAACGAGCCCAGCCCGUUCCCUGCGCCGAAGUUGGAUGCGAACCCGCUGACCGCGAAAAGCAACCGACGCAAGAAAAAGAAGAACCAGGCCCAAGUUCAAGCAGCCCAGGCGCUUUCUACCGUCCAUGGAUUCACUCCUCGAGGUUCUGGCGACGAAGACUCGGAUUUUUCGACUACAAGCUCUUGUGCGCCUAGCUCCCAGCAGCGAGCCCCAGUUGGAAGCAAUGGUACUAGCCCUAUGCUGCAGCCAGCCUCUGGAGGCGGUGUCAGUGCCCUUCGACUUCAGCUUGACUCGAUGAACCUGUCAGGAAACGCCCCUCGCCGUAAAGUUGAUGGUCUAUGCUCGGCAACGCCUAGCAACGCUAGUGUCUAUUCCGACAGCGACGAGACUGAAAUUUUGACCUGUUACGAAGUGCCUUUGGACCAGGACUACGUCAGUGCUGAUGCUGUCGCUGAGGAAAAGAAGCAGGAAGAUCUAUCUGAGAAUGUUCUACAGACCCAGGACGUUCGUAAUCAGCUUUGCCGCAAAAUGACGACGGACGACUUUGAGCCUCUGCUCUGCCUAGGAAAGGGUUCCUUUGGGACCGUGUUGCUCGUUCGCCAUGCUCUCACAGGGAAGCUCUACGCACAGAAGCAGUUCAAGAAGGCCUCGAUUACCGUCCACAAGAAGCUCGUUGAACAAACCAAGACCGAACGCACUAUCCUGGAAAGUGUGAACCGACACCCCUUCGUUGUCAAGCUUUUCUACGCUUUUCAGGACCACGAAAGGCUCUACCUCGUCCUCGAGUACGCCCAAGGAGGAGAGCUCUUCACGCACCUGGCAAUGGAACGCAUGUUCGACGAAGAUGCAGCAGCUUUCUACAUGGCGGAGAUGGUCCUCGCCUUGGAACACCUUCACCAGAACGUCGGCGUGAUCUACCGCGACCUGAAGCCGGAGAACUGCCUCCUAGACCAUGAAGGCCACCUCCUUCUGACCGACUUCGGCCUCAGCAAAAUCGCCCUCGACGACGAUGACCGCUGCAACUCCUCCCUCGGCACAAUUGAAUACAUGGCACCCGAAGUAGUCCAGGGCAAAUCGUACGGCAAAGCCUGCGACUGGUGGUCACUCGGCGCAUUGGGAUACGACCUACUUACCGGCUCCCCUCCCUUCAAGGCAAACAACCACGCCAAACUCCAGGAGAAGAUCAUCAAGCAGAAACUCGCCCUACCCUACUACCUAGGCCCAGACGCAAAGGACCUCCUCACCCGCCUUCUCCGCAAGGAACCAUCCAAGCGCCUAGGUUACCACAUGCCCAAGGACCUCCAGACGAUCAAAUCCCACCGGUUCUUCCGCAAGAUCGACUGGCGCGCCCUCGAACGCCGCGUCCUAACCCCGCCAAUCGUCCCGGUUGUCACAGACCCGGCCCUCGCAGAGAACUUCUCGGCCGACUUCACCGCUCUCCCACUGAGCCCCGUUGAAGGCCCUAGUUUCUUCAGCGAGUACUACACCAAUCAGCACCACCGUAACGGUAGUAGCAGCGGGCAACGGCGCUCGGGCAUGGCCAUGGGUGCGUCAGCAGGCCACGAGGACAGCAACCCCUUCGGCGGAUUCAGCUUUGUUGCGCCGAGUAGCCUGCUUGAUCACGCAGCUGGGGGUGGUAACAACCCUCUGACUGCGGGCUAUUGA
Aspergillus puulaauensis is the source of this 1833-nucleotide messenger RNA. It is a transcript of the gene PSK1, whose product is annotated as AGC family serine/threonine-protein kinase. Bases 1 to 1833 code for a protein of 610 amino acids. The transcript has a single exon. Gene Ontology annotation, molecular function: protein serine/threonine kinase activity; ATP binding. The record is from RefSeq and is a predicted model, not a curated record. NCBI's taxonomy places the organism in Eukaryota, Fungi, Ascomycota, Eurotiomycetes, Eurotiales, Aspergillaceae. Gene Ontology annotation, biological process: protein phosphorylation.